AGCAGCAGCGGUGGGAGCCUGGGGCCCAGGAGACUCCCAGAGGAGCCAUGGAAGGCAGGAGCCGGAGUGCUGAGGAGCUGAGGCGGGCGGAAUUGGUGGAGAUCAUCGUGGAGACCGAGGCGCAGACCGGGGUCAGCGGCAUCAACGUCGCCGGCGGCGGCAAGGAGGGCAUCUUCGUCCGCGAACUGCGCGAGGACUCCCCGGCGGCGCGGAGUCUCAGCCUGCAGGAAGGGGACCAGCUGCUCAGCGCGCGCGUGUUCUUCGACAACUUCAAGUACGAGGAUGCGCUCCGCCUGCUGCAAUGCGCAGAGCCCUACAAAGUCUCCUUCUGCCUCAAGCGCACUGUGCCCACCGGGGACCUGGCACUGCGGCCCGGGACCGUGGCUGGCUACGAGAUCAAGGGCCCGCGGGCCAAAGUGGCCAAGCUGAACAUCCAGAGUCUGUCCCCUCUGAAGAAGAAGAAGCUGGCCAUGCCCGGGCCCCUGGGGGCCCCCGCUGACCUGGCCCCAGUUGACGUCGAAUUCUCCUUCCCUAAGUUCUCUCGACUCCGACGGGGCCUCAAAGCUGAGACCGUCCAGGGUCCCGUCACAGCUGCCCCGGCCCGCCGCCGCCUGCAGCUGCCCCGGCUCCGGGUCAGAGAAGUGACUGAGGAGACCCAGGUCGCCCGGCUGGCUGCGGCUGCCCCUCCCCGCAGAAAGGGCAAGGCGGAGGCGGAUGUGGCAGCGGGAGCCCUCUUCACAGCCCCCCAGGUGGAGCUCGUUGGGCCCCGGCUACCAGGGGCGGAGAUGGGGCUCCUCCAAGUCUUAGCCCCCAAGGCGCCGGCAGAGGCAGCCCCCUCAGCAGAGGCAGCCGGUGGCUUUGCCCUCCAUCUGCCAACCCUCCGGCUGGCAGCCCCAGCUGCACCUGCUGUGGAGCCCACAGCUGUGGGGGUCUCCGUCCCUCAAGUGGAGCUGCCCACCUUGCCCUCACUCCCUUCGCUGCCCACUCUCCCCUGCCUGGAGAGCCGAGAAGGUGCUGCGGCACUGACGGUGCCCACCCUGGAUGUGGCAGUGCCCACGGUGGGGGUGGACCUGGCCUUGCCUGGCGCAGAAGUGGAGGCCCGGGGCGAGGCACCCGAGGUAGCUCUGAAGAUGCCCCGUCUCACUUUCCCCCGCUUCGGGGCUCGGGCCAAAGAGGUUGCUGAAGGCAAGGCGGCCAAGGGGAGCCCCGAAGCCAGAGCCAAGGGGCCCAGACUUCGAAUGCCCACCUUUGGGCUCUCUCUCCUGGAGCCCCGGCCCGCUGCCCCUGAAGUGGAGAGCAAGUUGAAGCUGCCCACCAUCAAGAUGCCCUCCUUUGGCAUUGGGGUGUCAGGGCCUGAGGUCAAGGUGCCCAAGGCUCCGGAUGUGCAGCUCCCCAAAGUGUCCGAAAUCAAAGUGCCCGAGAUGGCCAUGCCCCACGUGCCACUGCCGGAGGUGCAGCUGCCGAAGGCUCCAGAAAUGAAGCUCCCCAAAGUGCCCGAGAUGGCCGUGCCCGACGUGCGUCUCCCAGCCGUGCAGUUGCCCAAAGUCCCGGAGAUGAAGCUCCCCAAGAUGCCCGAGAUGGCCGUGCCCGACGUGCACCUCCCGGAGGUGCAGCUGCCGAAGGUUCCAGAAAUGAAGAUGCCCGAGAUGAAGCUCCCCAAGAUGCCCGAGAUGGCCGUGCCCGAUGUGUCCCUCCUGGAGGUGCAGCUGCCCAAAGUCCCCGAGAUGAAGCUGCCCGAGAUGGCCAUGCCCGACGUGCACCUCCCAGUGGUGCAGCUGCCGAAGGUUCCAGAAAUGAAACUCCCGGAGAUGAAGCUCCCCAAGCUGCCCGAGAUGGCCGUGCCCGAUGUGCCCCUCCUGGAAGUGCAGCUGCCGAAGGUGUCGGAGAUGCGGCUGCCAGAAGUGCAAGUGCCCAAGGUCCCGGAUGUGCGGCUCCCCAAGGCCACCGAGGUGAAGCUGCCCAAGGUUCCCGAGGUGCAGCUCAAAGCGGCUGCGGCCGAGCCAGCCGAAUUUGCCUUUAAAAUGCCCAAGAUGACCAUGCCCAAGCUGUUGAGGCCAGGCUCCCCACCACAAGGCAAGGCAGUAGAGACAGGAGCUGAGGUCUCAGGGAAGUUGGUGACCCUUCCCUGUCUGCAGCCGGAAGGGAGCGGCGAGGUCCGGGGGGUUGCCCCAUCCCUCACUCUGCCCUCGGUGGAGAUAGACCUGCCAGGAGCCCUCAGCUUGGAGGGCCAGGUCUCAGCAGGCGCCUUACAGAAAGUGGAGCUGACCCGGGGCCCUGGUGUGGCAGCCGCGGUGGGGGAGGUGGGCUUCAGGGUGCCCUCAGUUGAGAUCGUCACUCCCCAGCUGCCUGCAGCGGAGGGCGUGGAACAAGCCCAGCGAGAGGUGGCAGAGACCAAAGGAAAGCCCUCCUCCAAGUUCUCCCUGCCCAAGUUUGGACUCUCGGGGGCCAAGGUGGCCAAGGGGGAGGCUGAGGGGGCUGCGCUAGCCACCAAGGUCAAAACGUCCAAGUUUGCCAUCUCCCUCCCCAAGGCUCGGCCUGGGACAGAGGCCGAGGCCAAAGGGGCAGGAGAGGUGGGCCUGCUGCCCGCCCUGGAUCUGUCCCUCCCCCAGCUCAGUCUGGACGCCCACCUGCCCUCGGUCAAGGUGGAAGGGGCCGACGUCGACGUCAAGCUCAGGGGCCCCAGGUUUGCCUUGCCCAAGUUUGGGGUCAGAGGCCGUGAUGUGGAGGCUGCAGAACUAGAACCGGGGGCGGCGGAGCUGGAGGCCAAGGGCUGGACUUGGGAUGGGAAGAUGAAGAUGCCCAAAUUGAAAAUGCCCUCCUUUGGGCUGGCUCGGGGGAAGGAGGCAGAUGUUCAGAGUGGGCGGGUCAGCCCAGGGGACAAGCUAGAGGCCACUGCCCGGCAACUUAAGCUCCCGGAGGUGGAGCUGGUCUCCCUGGGGGCCGAGGGGGAAGGGCGAGGCGAGGGGGCAGUGGCAGUGAGUGGGGUGAGGCUCUCUGGCCUGCAGGUCUCCACCAGCAGGCAGGUGGUCACAGAGGGCCAGGAGGGGGCACUGAGGAUGUCCCCGCUGGGCGUCUCCCUGCCCCAGGUGGAGCUGACUGGCUUUGGGGAGGCAGGGCUGGGUGCCACUUCGGGGCAGCAGAUCGAGGGGCCAGAGGGCACGCCAGGCUACAGGGUCCAGGUACCCCAGGUGGCCCUGUCCCUGCCUGGCGCUCAGAUGGCCAGUGGUGAGCUGUUUGUGGGCGAGGGCGUGUUCAAGAUGCCCUCUGUGACCGUGCCCCAGCUAGAGCUGGACGUGGGGCUGAGCCGAGAGGCCCAGGUGGGCGAGGUGGCCUCGGGUGAGGGCGGGCUGAGGCUGAAGAUGUCCACGUUGGGGGCUGGAGCCGGGCUGGGGGCCGAGGGGGCGGAGGAGCACUCCGCAGGGGCCGAGCGCACCUUCCGCCUGUCCCUGCCUGAGGUGGAGCUCUGGCCACCCGCCGUGGGCAGCCACGACGAGUACCAGGUGGCAGAGGGCGAGGGCGACACCGGGCACAAACUCAAGGUGCGACUGCCCCGGUUUGGCUUGGCCAGAGGCAAGGAGGCUGGCGAGGAGGGCGCAAGGGUCAAGAGUCCCAAACUCAGGCUGCCCCGUGUGGGCUUCAGCCAGGGCGAGGCGGCCGCCAGGGAGGGCUCCCCCAGCCCCGAGGAGGAAGAGGAAGAGGAGGAAGAGGGUGGUGGGGAGGGGGCCUCAGGCCGCCGAGGCCGAGGCCGGGUCCGCCUGCCCCGGGUUGGCCUGGCCGGCCCCUCCAAGGCCUCUAGAGGGCAGGAGGGCGAGGCCUCCCUCAAGUCCCCUGGUGGACAGAAGUCACCCAAGUUCCGAUUCCCCCGGGUGUCCCUCAGCCCCAAGGCCCAGAGCCGGGACCAGGAGGAGGGUGGCUUCAGAGUCCGCCUGCCCAGUGUGGGGUUCUCAGAGACAGGGGCUCCAGGCCCCGCCAGGAUGGAGGGGGCCCAGGCCGCGGCCGUCUGAAGCUCCUGGCAGAGGAGACCCACCUUGUUUCCCCCCACUCCCACCCCAUUCCCCCAAUCUGUCCUCUAUGUGAAAUAACUAGCACUAACCCUGACCAGGGCGGGAGGUGGGGCGACUGACCAGGGCAGG
Molecule: messenger RNA, 4133 nt
Organism: Echinops telfairi (small Madagascar hedgehog)
Lineage: Eukaryota; Metazoa; Chordata; Mammalia; Afrosoricida; Tenrecidae
Gene: PRX
Product: periaxin
Exons: 4
Coding region: 48-4004 (1318 amino acids)
Biological process (GO): regulation of RNA splicing; peripheral nervous system myelin maintenance
Cellular component (GO): nucleus; cytoplasm
Molecular function (GO): protein binding
Source: RefSeq, a predicted model, not a curated record